Molecule: messenger RNA, 960 nt
Organism: Anthostomella pinea
Lineage: Eukaryota; Fungi; Ascomycota; Sordariomycetes; Xylariales; Xylariaceae
Source: the annotation of a GenBank genome assembly
AUGACUUCCCCUGUUGAUCUGGCAGGGCAGCGAACAACUACGAACGAGCUGAAGGAAGACUCCACCCACCGCAAUGUCUUCAUGCAAAUCUCCAACCAAACCACCAUGCAGCCAGACACCAGCAGCACCGAAGAUGAGCUCUUCGUCGAGGAACGCAACGCCGCCGGCGACCAGACCAUCGUCUUCCUCCACGGCGGCCGGUCCUGCCACCUGGAAUGGGACGCCGUGGCCGCGAGCCCCGCGCUCGCGGGCCACCGCCUGCUCCUGGUCGACCUGCCGCGGCACUCGCAGUCGCGCCACAUCGCGCCCAUGACGCUGUCGCAUGCGGCCGACGCCGUCGCCGUCGUGAUCCGCAAGCACUGCCCCAAUUUCGAUGGUAAGGGAGCUCGCGCCCACGUCGUCGGCCUCUCCCUCGGCGGCUUCACGGCCCUGACCCUCGCCGCGCGCCACCCGGACCUCCUACUCAGCUGCUUCACGACGGGUGCCAGCCCAUGGGCGGGCGUAUUCCGGUGGGCGGGCUCGCGGCCGCGGCUCCUGUGGGCCAUGGACAACAUACAAAACGCCAUACCCAAACUUGACGACCUGGUCUACUGGAAGAUGGGGCUGCAGGUCAACGCGGCGCUGCGGGAGGAAAUGCGCCGGAACAAGUCGUGGGAGCUGACGCGUGAGAUGCAUUUGUCUAUUACGAAGGACUUCGGGUGGGAGGUCGUGGGGGACAUGGCGCGGUCCGGGGUCCGGUGCUGUGUCGUGGCGGGCGGGAAGGUCGAUCAGGUCGCGCCGGUAAGGAUGAUGGGCAGGGUGUUUGGGGAGUGGGAGAUGGCGAGGGCGGCGGGCUGUACGGCGCGCGUGGUCUGGGAUGCUGUGCAUCCUUGGAAUCUGCAGCUUCCGGACUUGUUUGCGCGCGGAGUGAGGGCUUGGGUUGAGGGGGGUGAGCUUCCUGUUGAGUUUGAGAAGGUGUAG